GGGUGGUGACGUCAGCAGAAAGGGAAGCAGAGUAGUGGGAGCGGCAGCGGCGCGGGAGGCAUGCGGUUCCGCUGUAAGCUAGUGGACGUCAGCUGCGUGAACCACUUCACCCGAGUUGUAAACACAAUUACAAAGUUGACCAAAUCAUGUACCUUACGACUGACAGCCAACAAUCUGUACUUCAUUCUUACCGACAAGGUGGCUAAUGGGGGAGUCAGCAUGUGGUGUGAGCUCUGCCAGGCCAAUUUCUUUGAUGAGUACCAAAUGGAAGGUGUGUCUGCUGAGCAGAAUGACAUUUAUUUGGAGCUGGCAACUGAAAACUUUUCUCGAGCGUUGAAAACGGCACAGAACGCCAAGGCUGUAAAAAUCAAACUGACUAAUAAACACUGUCCCUGUCUCACAGUGGCUGUGGAACUGCCCUCACUUUCAAGUACGAGUCGUAUUGUCACACAUGACAUUCCUGUGAGUGUUAUUCCCAGAAGGAUGUGGAACGACUUUAAAGAGCCUACCGUACCAGACUUUGAUGUAAGCAUAUAUUUACCAGCAAUAAAAACUAUGAAGAGCGUUGUGGAAAGAAUGAAAAAUUUAAGCAAUUUUAUAGUCAUUGAAGCCAAUAGAAAUGGAGAAAUUAAUUUGAAAAUAGAGACUGAUCUAGUUUCUGUUUCAACACAUUUCAAAGAUCUGGGAAAUCCUCCUUGGGUUUCUGAUGAGCCAUCACAAAGUUACACUCAGGAAAGAGACCCAGACAUCAUGUCAGAAGCCCGAGUGGAUAUAAAGAAGCUUCUACAGUUUCUUGCAGGACAACAAGUAAAUCCAAAUAAAGCCAUAUGCAAUAUUGUACACAAGCGGAUGGUCCACUUUAUGUUACUACAUGAUGAUGCAUCUUUGCAAUAUUUCAUCCCUGCUAUUUCUUAAAUAUAUGCAUUGUCAUUUUUUCAGAACUUCUUUCACAAUUCCAUGUUUUCAAAUGAACUUAUAAAUAGUAUAUCAUUUUCUCCUAAGAUCAUCCAUGGUUUUAUGAUUUUCAUUGUAUUUUUGCUAUUGUUAUACUUUUUAUUUUUUUACUCCCUUUAUUUUCAUAAAACAGAUUAAAUAUAAUACUGGAUAUGUG
Molecule: messenger RNA, 1111 nt
Organism: Bufo bufo (common toad)
Lineage: Eukaryota; Metazoa; Chordata; Amphibia; Anura; Bufonidae
Gene: HUS1
Product: HUS1 checkpoint clamp component
Exons: 8
Coding region: 61-915 (284 amino acids)
Biological process (GO): meiotic DNA integrity checkpoint signaling; mitotic intra-S DNA damage checkpoint signaling; telomere maintenance
Cellular component (GO): site of double-strand break; checkpoint clamp complex; nucleolus
Source: RefSeq, a predicted model, not a curated record